UUUGCCUCUGCUCAGCUCUGGAGUUUACCAAACACAGCUUCCAGGAUGAGCCAGCAGGAAUUUGUGGCAUCUGCUUGCAGUUCCAGGCGUGGUGCUUUUCCACAGCCCAGGGCACUCCUGUAAGUGCAGCUGUGUUUUGGGAAGGGAGCAGAGAUCAGCCCGGGCUCUCCCAGCUGGGAUGGGCUUUGGAGCUGCCACCAGGCUGGUUUUCCUCAGCUGCUGCCCAACAGUCUGCAGAUACUUGCUGAGUCCUGGGGGCACCCACUGGGAGCUCUGCUGGCCCUGCAGCUCCUCUGUGCCCCUGUGCAUCAGUGAGAGCUUGUAGCUACAAGCCCUUGAAAUUCCAGGAACUUGAGCCAUAUUCCUCCAGGGAAAAGCAGGGAGGACCUCGUGGGCCAGCAUUAAUUUGUGUGAUACUAAGCUGGAUUUAGAGAGAGAGGGAAAGGGAAGGAGAAACUAAUAAUAAUUACCAAUAAGCCAAAAUAAUGUUAAAUAAAUUUUAGUUAAAUUAGUUUAAAUAAACCAAAUAUUAUUAGAGGCAGGCUUUUGGCAUGCAGUCUUGAAUUGUCAUGUGGUAGUUAUUUGAAAGAUAUUUCACUUGGUGGGAGGGUUUUCUUUAUUUUCUUCACUCAGCCUGUGCCCCUUGGCCUUUAGUCCUGGGCCUCCCUUGGCAUGUGGGUUUUUCUGAGGAGGGUUGUUCUUCCUUUUCACUUUCUUGUGAGACACUCAAGUUCCUCCAGUGCUCAAGAAGCAGCCAGCUGUGCCUUGGGAACGUGGAGCUUUGCAGCCUUAUUUGGGAAGCUGCUUCCCAGACACAGCUCAGCACAGCUCACUGCUGUCCUUCCCCUGCUGAGCAGCACCAACCUCCUUCUAAGAAACUGCACUGCUGAUCCAUCCAUCAGUGAAUUGUGGAGCCCAGGAUUUGUAAGGAAGAGCCUUGAGUCUCCCCAGAUUGUGAGUCUGACUUUUCUGGGAGACUCCCUUGGUGCAAGGACUGAGGAGGCUUUGGCAGGAGCCUGGCACAUCACUGAGCCCAUUCUGAGCACAGCUGGAGCUGGUGGAGUUCUCAGGGAGGUACACAAAGUACCUGUUCAUCCCGGUAUCUGAAUGUUCCCACCAGCCAAAUAGGCUGUGAAGCGCUGGGUUUGGGUUGCAGUCUGGUUUAUAGGCUGUGAAGUGCUGGGUUUGGGUUACACUCUGGUUUAAUGCAGCUUUUGUGGCUAAGGGUGGACCUGCUGAUUUUAAAUACAGCACUAUAAUAUUUCCACAGUGCCACAAUAAGGAAAUCUGUAUUUACAGUGGCCAUACCCAUCUAACAGUUACCAAACAGUGCUGCCUAAAUCUCUACAGUUGAAGCAUUUUCCUUCUGGCUGGCAAGGGCUGCAGCUGAGGAGCUCUGAGGGAAACACCUGGAAAUAUGUGAAGGAGGGGAAAGUGGGCACAGCCCUCCCUGUUCCUGUGUCAGAACAAACUGCUACUUCAGCAAAAGUUCAGGGAGUGAAAGGAGGAAAAAAUUCAGGGGAGUGCAACCCAGUCAAGCCAACUUUAUCUCCUAGGAGACUACUGAGACAAGUAUGUUGCUUGUAACACCUACAAGAAGACAAGUAGAGGUAUUUGCCAUCUUCAGCUAAUCUGAUUCCUCCUCAGACUGAGCUGGGAAUGGAUUCGAGAGCUUUGAAGAGCUGGAUCAGGAUCAAAACAAGCUCUAGAAAUUGACCCAAUGGGCUGAACAAAACCCAGUGCAGUUCUGGAAGGAGAAAUGUAGAAGUUACAUUUAGGUGGCUGCUGUGGCUCUGAUGAGAAGCAAUAUGUGUAUGGAGGCUGGGCCUGGGCUUGGUGGUGCAUUACUGACACCCAAAGAGUGUCUUUGGAGGUUUUGACCAUCCUCUGUCGCUGCGAGAAUGUUGAGACGUCGGAGGGGGUGCCCCUGUACGUAACAGGGGUUGCACAGGAUUUCCCUAGAGAUAAUGACGUUACAGCCCAGGUGUGAGGACGUAGAGACGGCGGAGGGGGUAGCUAUAACUGUCACAGGUGUGGCACAGGUGAAGAUAAUGACCGAGAAGGAGCUCCUGGCUGUGGCCUGUGAGCAGUUCCUGGGGAAGAACGUGCAGGAGGUGAAGAACGUGGUCCUGCAGACUCUGGAGGGACACCUGCGCUCCAUCCUGGGUACCCUGACAGUGGAGCAGAUCUACCAGGACAGGGACCAGUUUGCCAAGCUGGUGCGGGAGGUGGCAGCUCCCGACGUGGGUCGCAUGGGGAUCGAGAUCCUGAGUUUCACCAUCAAGGAUGUCUAUGAUAAGGUGGAUUACCUGAGCUCCCUGGGGAAGACUCAGAUUGCAGCUGUCCAGAGGGAUGCAGACAUUGGAGUGGCAGAAGCCGAGCGGGAUGCUGGCAUUCGGGAGGCAGAGUGCAAGAAAGAAAUGCUGGAUGUCAAGUUCAUGGCAGAUACCAAAAUAGCAGAUUCCAAACGGGCUUUUGAGUUGCAGAAAGCUUCCUUCACUGAGGAGGUCAACAUUAAGACUGCAGAGGCCCAGCUGGCCUACGAGCUCCAGAGCGCCCGGGAGCAGCAGAAGAUCCGUCAGGAGGAGAUCGAGAUCGAGGUGGUGGAGCGCAAGAAGCAGAUCGAGGUGGAGGAGAGGGAGGUGCUGCGCAUGGAGAAGGAGCUGACGGCCACCGUGAAGCAGCCGGCCGAGGCCGAGGCCUACCGCAUCCAGCAGAUCGCCGAGGGCGAGAAGGUGAAGCAAAUCCUCCUGGCUCAGGCGGAGGCAGAAAAGAUCCGCAAGAUCGGCGAGGCCGAGGCCUUCGUGAUCGAGGCCGUGGGGAUGGCGGAGGCUGAGGGGCUGAAGCUGAAAGCAGAAGCGCUCCAGAAGUACGGAGAAGCUGCCCAGCUGGCUCUAGUGCUGGAUGCACUGCCUGAGAUCGCUGCCAAAGUGUCUGCUCCCCUCUCCAAAGUGGAUGAGAUCGUUAUUCUCAGCGGAGAGAAGGGCAGCACCAUGUCUGAUGUGAACCGUCUCCUGGCUGAGAUCCCCAACUCCGUGCGUGCCAUCACUGGUGUGGAUCUCACAAAGCUUCCUCUGUUCCAGAGAGCCACCGAGGCCAAGGAAUGAGGUUGGCCAACCCAAAGCUAGUGAAGAUCACUCCCUGUUAUGCACUCAGACAUCAGCUGCCUUCAACACAUGGGAAUUCCUUUUAUAUCAAAGACAAUCCGAGUUUUGUUUGUAACUGGUGCCUUAUUUUGUAGGGCCAGAAAAAUGCAUGUCCUGUCUGCUGCUC
Messenger RNA from Passer domesticus (house sparrow), 3273 nucleotides. It is a transcript of the gene FLOT2, whose product is annotated as flotillin 2. Bases 1968 to 3107 code for a protein of 379 amino acids. NCBI's taxonomy places the organism in Eukaryota, Metazoa, Chordata, Aves, Passeriformes, Passeridae. Gene Ontology annotation, cellular component: flotillin complex; cytoplasmic vesicle; plasma membrane. Gene Ontology annotation, biological process: protein localization to plasma membrane; regulation of myoblast differentiation. The record is from RefSeq and is a predicted model, not a curated record. The transcript has 13 exons.